Molecule: messenger RNA, 942 nt
Organism: Meira miltonrushii
Lineage: Eukaryota; Fungi; Basidiomycota; Exobasidiomycetes; Exobasidiales; Brachybasidiaceae
Exons: 1
Coding region: 1-942 (313 amino acids)
Source: RefSeq, a predicted model, not a curated record
AUGAUCCUGGCAGAAGUGCAAAGGGUGACCAGCAUUCUCCAAGAUGAGCUGAAGAGAUCAAAGCGGUCGGCAUCCAAAACGGCAAUAUUGGAAGAGGCCUGGAUGAUCACGUUUGUGCUUUGCGGUAUGCGAUGCUCUGGGUUACUGGCAAAACUUCAAACUGACAAAGAAACAAUCUCUGCAUUGGCAAACGCACUAUCUCGUAUUCUGGUCAAAGAUGUGGAAGAUCUCCUCAUCUUGGUCCACGUUCCUAGCCAGCAAACAUUCAUUGCAAAUCGGGAACUUCUAGCCAAACAACUCAAGAGAAGCAAAGUAGAGCACGAUCAUGCUUUCUUGGCUGUUGAUCAAUUAGAUGCCGAUGCAGAAGCACAUAUCACAGCACCUUCAAGCUUGAAGAUGAUGCUGGAAGAGAUUGAAAAUGACAUAGAAAGGAAAGGUCGGACGAGCGUGCAAAUCAUUUCCCUCACACUCUUGAAUCCCACCAAAAGUUCUGCGGGUGCCAAGACUGGAGUUGCAUUGGCAGGAUGGCUGCUCGAAUACCCUCUCGUAUAUCACUUCCGGCAAAGUGAGAAUGUCCAGCUCCAAGCUACCCCGCAUUCGAUAAGCAGCAUUGGAGAUCUUUUCUCGAACUCUUUGGAUGAUUGGGAUGGGUCUAGCGACAUGCAGACGAACAAUCUAGCAGGAAAAGAUUUGACUGUAUUCUACGUGAAUCUUUCGAUCAAGUCCGAAUUAGAGAUUGUGCAGAAUAUUUUGCAGUUCACUAUUCCGGUUUCCGUUCUUCACCCUACCGCAGAAGCGAUUGGAAUACUUCCUGGCAGCAUCGAGGAAAUCAAACAGCAUUUGACUAAGCUCUUUCAAGAUCGAAUACAGGGUCAAAAGAGCGAUCAAUUGUCUAUACGUGUGGAUACUAAACAGAUUAGGAUGGAUCGGGUUGCGAUAUAA